Nomascus leucogenys (northern white-cheeked gibbon) is the source of this 3063-nucleotide messenger RNA. The record is from RefSeq and is a predicted model, not a curated record. Lineage: Eukaryota; Metazoa; Chordata; Mammalia; Primates; Hylobatidae.
UCUCCUCACAUCGGAAAUUCCAAUUCCCUCCCACGUCUCCACCAGGUGUCACAGUCGCGCUCUCGCCGGCUCCUCUCCCCGCCCCUCCGGGAUGGUAGUGCGGAAGCGGAAGAGGCUGCAGGGCCGGGAAGCCUCUGUUUGGUCCGGCCAGGUCCCGGGGUCCGGGCCGCCAGCCGCGAUGCCAAGUCCCCGGAGGAGCGUCGAGGGACGGCCGCUGGGCGUCUCCGCUUCAAGCAGCAGCAGCAGCCCCGGCAGCCCAGCCCAUGGCGGCGGUGGCGGCGGCAGCAGGUUUGAGUUCCAGUCCCUGCUCAGCAGCCGCGCUACGGGCGUGGACCCCACCUGCGCCCGGCUCCGUGCGUCGGAGAGCCCAGUGCACCGCCGCGGCUCCUUCCCCCUGGCCGCGGCGGGCCCCUCGCAGUCGCCCGCGCCUCCGCUGACCGAGGAGGACCGCAUGGACUUGAACCCGUCCUUCCUGGGCAUCGCCCUGCGCUCCCUGCUGGCCAUCGACCUGUGGCUGUCCAAGAAGCUGGGGGUGUGCGCGGGAGAGAGCUCGUCGUGGGGCAGCGUGCGACCCCUUAUGAAGCUGCUGGAGAUCUCGGGACACGGCAUCCCCUGGCUGCUGGGCACCCUCUACUGCCUGUGCAGGAGCGACAGCUGGGCCGGGCGCGAGGUGCUGAUGAACCUGCUCUUCGCCCUGCUGUUGGACCUGCUGCUGGUGGCCUUGAUCAAAGGGCUGGUCCGCAGGCGCCGCCCGGCCCACAACCAGAUGGACAUGUUUGUCACUCUCUCGGUGGACAAGUACUCCUUCCCCUCGGGCCAUGCCACAAGGGCCGCCCUGAUGUCGAGGUUCAUCCUGAACCACCUGGUGCUGGCCAUUCCACUGAGGGUGCUGGUGGUUCUGUGGGCCUUCGUCUUGGGCCUCUCCAGGGUUAUGCUGGGGCGGCACAAUGUCACCGACGUGGCUUUUGGCUUUUUUCUGGGCUACAUGCAGUACAGCAUCGUGGACUAUUGCUGGCUCUCACCCCAUAAUGCUCCGGUCCUCUUUUUACUGUGGAGUCAACGAUGACACCAUCUCAUUGAUUAUGGCACCAGGAAGUCUGAAGGUUUCCACAUUCGAUGAUGCCAACCUAAACCAGCAGCCAUCCCGCUUGUCCCUCUUGGGCAUUUCAGGCUUCCUUUGGGAUUUCAGGUGUGCUAUCAUCUUGAUGUGCUGCUAGGCUGGAGCACACGCUGGCCAUUACUGAACACAGCCAUUUUAGGGAAAGCAAAAAAACCCCAAAAAUCCUCUAUUGUAUAUUUAUUCAACAACUGUUUAUGUCUCCAGGACAACUGCAAAGAAAACAAGCUGAGGUGGUUUAUACCGUUGCUGUUAGAAGUUGGUAUCAGUAAGAUUUGUGUUUUGUGGUAAUCCCUAAAUCAACAUAUCACUUGUAAACUGAACUUUGAGAAAGAAACAUGAUGUUCAUUCUGUAAAUAUACAUGCAGAUAGGCCAUGUACUAAUCCUAGUCCUUUCCCUGAGGUAGAUUUUAAACAGUAUUUUUAAAGUCCAAGACAUAGGUUUUUCUAGUUUAUUCCCUGAAGAUCUGUUGCCACAGUUGGGAGAUUUCUUCUUAAUCCUGAUUUUCUUGGUAAGCUUUUUUACUUUAUUAUCUCUUUAAUUUAUUAUCUCUAUCCAUAUUUCUGGAUCGGGUAGUGGGAAAAGAGAUUAUAAUACUUGUCUUUCUCUCCUCUCCCUCCAUCCCUCAAAAGAUCUGUAUGUAUUUCCCACUACUCCCUAACUGUCUUUUAGCAUUCAGAGAAAAAGCCAAGAACUUGCUUAAAGAGGAAUCACUUAAAAGGUAGGCAUAUCUAAGAUGCUCAUAGAAAAGGAAGAAUGGGACAUGGCCCCAUGCUUGUUUCUGUUUACAACCUACCAUGGCAUGAGAGAGGGCAGAGAAACUAAGUUGCUGGGGAAAGUCAGAGGAACUGAAAGUUUAGGAAUAGGCUGACCACAUAUUAUGCCAGUGACCAGUAUGACAGGAGAUGGGGCCCUGCUGCCAGUCAUCUCCACUGAAUAAAGAAUAAUGCUCCUCUAUCAGGGUAAUAAAAUGGGGAAAAAGAACGUCUUCUCUAUGCAAGAAUGUAAGCUUUCUCGUGUAUACCUGUAUGCUACAGUUUUUCACAUGGAAUUCCGUUUUCUGAGGUACAGCACAUUUUAGGUAACAGUAUUUAACUUGAAAUUCAUCAUGGGAGUCUGCUGCUAUACCAGGCACAAGAUAAAACUCCAAAAUUUCUGUUUACAUUGACCUUUACAUUUAAAGCUGUUCAUCCAUGGUGCCUCCCCAAAUCAUAAGACCAAAGACCACCAAACGCAGGGUGGACUCUGCUCAUUAUUCUUUGACCCAGAAAGACUGGAGAAGGUAUGUGCUUUAAGUGCUGCUAUACCUGAAAAGAAAUCCUUUAAAUUACCUAUGGAAGUGAUGUCCUCAGAUAAUCUGAAUGACUAUUUUGGCAUUUAUAAAUAUAAAUUAUUAUGGACUUUGAUCUGCCAUACUGAGGUUCGGAACCUGGAGAAUGGCUGUGAUAAGUAGGUUUUAACUGAGUGAAAGCAUGAGCUUGUUCAGAGUGAGGGGCACACUGAAAAAGGAACAGCCAUGCCUCAAAAUCAAAUCAUUUGCAUUCCCACAACAUCCUGAACACCGACUACCUCUUCACUUGCUAAAGCAGCUAAACUGUGAAGCUCUAAGUGGUUUGGGUUUGUUGUUUAACCUUAGCGAGAUCCUUUGUUUUAACUGCAGCAAUAUUCAAGCCAGAUAUUUGGAAGCAAAUGAUAUUUCCUCUUGCAGUGUCCACAAAUCUGAAUAUUAGGGGCAUGAAAUUAGGCUUACCAUCUGGUUCGUAAUUACAAUUUUGGAAUUCCCUGUUUUAGUUGCUGGGGCCUGAGUUUUCUAAAGCAUAGAUCAUUUCACCUGAUGUUUUUGAAGCAUCCUAAGUACAGUAGAGUAGAAAACUGAUUUCUUUGUUAAUUGUACACUGAAGAAUGCCUUUUAAAAAUCAAAAUAAAAUUAACCAAUAAUGGUGAA